This is a messenger RNA of Penicillium macrosclerotiorum, 1710 nucleotides long. Its product is annotated as acyl--CoA ligase. The transcript is spliced from 5 exons. Bases 1 to 1710 code for a protein of 569 amino acids. Gene Ontology annotation, molecular function: CoA-ligase activity. NCBI's taxonomy places the organism in Eukaryota, Fungi, Ascomycota, Eurotiomycetes, Eurotiales, Aspergillaceae. The record is from RefSeq and is a predicted model, not a curated record.
AUGAUUUUCACAUCUCAGCAACCAAGCCUUUCAAUCCCCGAAGACAUUAGUCUAUGGCAAUGGCUCUUCGAUUCACCAACGUCGCCACUUUAUCAGCAUGGGACUUCAGGUCUGGGAGGCUUUACUAAUGCCGCCACGAAGGAGCGAGUAAGAUAUGAUGAGGUCAAAGAGUAUGCAACGUACAUUUCGACAGCACUGGUGAAGAAAUUUGGUCUGUCCGCUGGUCAGACUGUGGCUCUUUUCAGUCCGAACACUGUUUGGUAUCCAAUUGCGAUGUUUGCAACCAAUCGGAUUGGUGGCAUAAUAUCAGGGGCCUCUCCAGCCUACAAUGUUGAAGAAAUGACAUAUGCACUGAAGACUGCACAGGCAAAAGUUUUGAUGACGGCACCAUCUUCUCUCUCUGUUGCAGUACCUGCGGCCCGAAAUGCAGGAAUACCCCAGGAUAGGAUCAUUCUCCUUGAAGGAAGUCAAGAUGGCUUCACAAACAUUAAGGAUCUUUUGAAUUUUGGAAAGAAAUUAGGCAAAGAUGGCCAAGUUGCACCAUUCAAGAUUCCCAUGGGUGGAACAAAUAAAAAGACAUGCGGAUUUCUCAGUUUCAGCAGUGGAACAACCGGUUUGCCUAAAGCUGUGAUGAUAGCGCACCACAACGUAAUUGCACAGUGUAUGCAGGUGGAACAACUUACCUCGAAGAAUAACAGAAAAGUCCUUGCAGUGCUUCCACUAUUUCAUAUUACUGGUCUCGUGCAUCAGAUGCACCUUCCAGUGCUGCGAAAUGCAGAGGUUUACAUGCUUCCUGCAUUUACAAUGGAAGCUAUGCUCCAAACAGUGGUCGCAUAUCAAAUAACAGAGCUUUUACUUGUGCCACCGAUAUUGAUUAGGCUCCUGAGAGAUCCAAUUGUUCAAAAGUACGAUCUCCAACACAUACAGAAGUUUUCAUCCGGCGCAGCUCCACUAUCCAUGGAGGUUAUUCAAGAGCUUAAGCGCCGAUUUCCCCACACCGGCUUCAAACAAGGAUACGGAAUGACCGAAUCGUGCAGUUGUAUCACUGCACAUCCUUUGGAAAAAUCAACCUACGAGUACGCACAUCGAGUAGGCACUAUUGUCGCCAAUACAGAGGUAAAGAUCAUAGACCCAGAGAAUGGUAAGGAGCUUGGCUACAGAGAGCCCGGUGAGAUUCUUGCGAGAGGCCCACAAGUCGUAAUGGGCUACUUGAAUAAUGAAAAGGCAACAAGUGAAACCUUCGACUCUGAAGGCUGGCUUCAUACUGGUGAUGUUGGCUACAUGGACCAAGAGGGCUUCAUCACUAUCACCGAUCGGAUCAAAGAAAUGAUAAAAGUCAAAGGUAUCGCGGUUGCUCCAGCUGAGCUCGAGGAUCUUCUUCUUGGGCAUGCAAUGGUGGAGGAUGUGGCUGUUGGUGGGAUUCCAGAUGAGUAUACCGGUCAGCGUCCUAAGGCGUACGUCGUACUCAAGUCGGACGCUUUUCAAGGCAAAGACAGACAAGCGAUUAUGGACUUGCUGCAGGAACUCAUCGAAUAUGUGCAAAAGAACAAAGUUCGCCACAAAUGGAUAACAGAGGUUGAAAUGCUCAAAGAAAUCCCGAAGAGCGCAAGUGGAAAGAUACUGCGUCGGAUGUUGCGGGCACGAGAGCAAGACAAGGGCAUUAAGGAUCGUUAUAUAGCGACUCGUGCAUCAACCAGGCCAAAGCUAUAG